UGUUCGGGCAGCGUAACGUGCCGUCAGCGCACAGCUCUUUCCUUUCGUGAAGCAAGACAGAUCUACCUGUCGCCGUUACAUGCGUACUCAGAACGGUGAGCAGACGAGGGAGGGUACUGCAUUACCGAACUGUAAUGUAUUUGCCAACGAAAAGGGUAUUUGCCGGUGGAGCUCUUAUCAUUGCAACAAUAACUGGAAUUGUGUACGUCAGCACUAUUGGGCCAUUUCCAACUCUCCCAAGAGCAUGUCACAAUUGCAAUCUCAGUGAAUCAAUCCCAAACAAAAGUGGUUUCUACUCACAGGUUUUGAAACCUAGUGUACCUGAAGCCACACCAAUGUGUGGUGUCAGUUGUCCGAAUAUUGUGUAUAUGCUUGCCGAUGAUCUGGGGUAUGGAGAUGUAAGAUAUAAUGGAGGGAAUGUGUACACCCCAAAUCUUGAUGCCAUGGCUAAUGGGCGGCACAGUAUACAAUUCAAGAGAUUUUACUCUGGUGGUCCAACUUGUUCUCCGACUAGGGGCACUCUAUUGACU
Messenger RNA from Geodia barretti, 530 nucleotides. The record is from the annotation of a GenBank genome assembly. NCBI's taxonomy places the organism in Eukaryota, Metazoa, Porifera, Demospongiae, Tetractinellida, Geodiidae.